CCUGCUUCAUAUCUAUGUCUUGGUCCGCUGAGACGCAACGAUCCGGGUUUGGCAUUCCAAGAGUGUGAAUGCGUCCUGGCGGCAUGCAGCCCCGACUGUCAGCCGAGUGACACCACGGCGCCGCACCGCCUUGGAUACAAUCUGGCCAUCCCUUCUCUUUUCCCCCUUCCUGGACACCGAGAACAUCCAAAAACGUACUUGCGAGAGUCUUAGAAAAAGAGGCACUUGUGCAGGACACAGGCGAGACCAAAGCAUAGACCUAUACGCUAUCCUCAAAAUGACGGCACUGGCAGACCCAAUCGACCGCAUCGUAGCCGGAAAUCGCGUGUUCGCACAGAAAACAUCCGAGGCAAAUCCGAAUGCAUUCCUCGAGCUCACAAAGGGCCAGUGGCCCGAGAUCCUGUGGGUAGGCUGCGCUGACAGCCGCAUCCCGGAGACGACCGUCUGUGACUGCAUGCCCGGCGACAUAUUCGUGCACCGCAAUAUUGCGAAUUGCGUACAUCCGGACGACGUUAGUGCCGCCUCGGUCGUUGAGUAUGCCGUCACGCAUCUCAGGGUAAAGAAGGUGGUCGUGUGCGGGCACACCAAAUGCGGCGGAGCCAUUGCGUCUCUCAGCGACGCCGACUUGGGAACGACGCUGAACACAUGGCUACACCCUGUGCGAGAGCUCCGGCGCAAGCACAAGGCCGAGCUAGAGAAGCUGCCGGACAACGACGCCCGAGCUGUCCGGGUCGCAGAGCUCAAUGUUCUCCAGGCCAUCGACGUGCUCAAGCAGCAUCCUGCUGUGAAGAAGGCUGCUUCUGAGCGUAAUCUCACACUACACGGUAUGAUCUAUGACCUCGGUAAAGGACAGCUACGUGUGCUCGAGGUGACUGGCGGAAAGAAGGGGAACGGCCUCUGGAGCCCCAAUUAGAGUCACGACGAAGAUAAUGACGGAGUCUGGUUAUAUGUAUUUUAGCGUGGUGUUGUGGCUGGUUUUGUCGUGCAACGACCGCACAGGGACGACUCGCGAACGCAGUUGUCGCCAUGAUUUACAACAAUAAAUAGGGUGCUCGCUAAUCUGUUGCAUUAAUUACCAUUUCCACGGAUCCUAAAAAUGACGUAUGCAGGGUUUGCUGAUCGCAAGCGCGGACUUAGCGGAUGGACGGCGCUCACCACCAUACGUAGGGCACACCUCGGGCGACAGAUACGGCCA
This is a messenger RNA of Paraphaeosphaeria sporulosa, 1195 nucleotides long. RefSeq names its product carbonic anhydrase. Gene Ontology annotation, molecular function: zinc ion binding; carbonate dehydratase activity. Gene Ontology annotation, biological process: cellular response to oxidative stress; cellular response to carbon dioxide; carbon utilization. NCBI's taxonomy places the organism in Eukaryota, Fungi, Ascomycota, Dothideomycetes, Pleosporales, Didymosphaeriaceae. Bases 278 to 913 code for a protein of 211 amino acids. The transcript is spliced from 3 exons. The record is from RefSeq and is a predicted model, not a curated record. Gene Ontology annotation, cellular component: cytoplasm.